AUGUUUAACCAAAAGUCGGAUCCAAUUACUGCUUCUUCUACGAUUGAUACAGAACUAGUUGAAUGUCAGAAAUGCGUUGUGAUUAACAAAGAACAUGUAACACAUAGUACUAAACGUAGUCGUUCCAGUUACGAUGAGCAGUUAUUAGAAUCGUGUAACAUAGUAAAAGAAUAUAAAGUCAGAAAACAAGCGUAUAGUAAUAAUUCUCAAAAGUUCGUUCGAUGUGUAAUGGCAAAAUGGGGUUGUCUGCAGCAAUUGACCGAAGAUGAGCUUCAUGAUCAUUAUUUAAGUAAAGUUCAUCAAAAAUAUCUAAUGGUGGCUAUUCGUCAUUAUAUUAUGACAAUUCACUUGGAUCAUGAUUCGAACAUACAGAUAAAUGCUAAACAAUUCCAUAGGAUCACAACUACUCAGGAUACCGGAUGUACAACGGUAGAACUAGAUGAAAUUGGCCAGACAAUAAAUAAAUUAUAUGAAACUUUGACGAUUCUAACUGAUGCCAUCCAGACGUAUUUUAUGAUAUAA
Didymodactylos carnosus is the source of this 522-nucleotide messenger RNA. NCBI's taxonomy places the organism in Eukaryota, Metazoa, Rotifera, Eurotatoria, Philodinida, Philodinidae. The record is from the annotation of a GenBank genome assembly.